AUGGCUUCUCAUCAGCUUCGCAUUUCCGCAGUUGAUUUCAUAGGAGAAGACAAGGAAAUUGUUCGGGUCGCAAAGCCUGAUAUUUUGUAUGACGAUCUUGAGCAUUACCAUGAUUGGCUUGCAACUCUCGUUGAAAGAGUAAACGAAGCCUUACAGCCAGCGCUUCCAGGUAAGAAAUGGGCUAUUACGAUGAACAAAUAAUGUCCCAACUGGCUAACCCUAUAAAGUAACCCUAUAUAUUAACAUGAUGUUAACUAUUUUCGAGGACGAUCGACGAAAAUUGAGGAUCCAUGUGUUCCAGAGAAAUAUGUUCUACAUUUUCUUGCUAGCCUAUUGGAACUAACAGAUGAAGUUGUGUCUCCGCACAGUAUUUCAUACACUUGUCACCGUGCUGUUCCAUAUUGUGUCCGAGCAAUAAGGGUUAAUUAUCGUGUGCAUUCAUUGACAGCUCUAAAAAACGUACUAGAAGUGCAACAAAAAGUUAAGCUGAGUCCAAAAGUGGCUUUUUGUCACUACGAGCAGGUGGAAGAUAUGACAAGUUACUCUGGCUCAACAUUUUCAAUGAAGGAGAAAAUUACAAGGGCAAAAGCCAAUGCUACAAGCCUCGCCUACCCAGAGCAAAUCGAACAGCCGCUGACAUCCCGCAUCGCCCUUGUGGUCUCUGAAGGCGAAGGGCGAUCGAUGAGAGAGGUCGAAAUCAUCUACUGGGCCGACUUGUACAAGACAACAAAAAGUUUUAAAUUCCAACUGCGCUUUUUUUGUCCUAAAAUCCGAGCUACUAUAAUGUUAUUUAUUAUAUACUAUAUUCAGUAG
Paramuricea clavata is the source of this 813-nucleotide messenger RNA. Lineage: Eukaryota; Metazoa; Cnidaria; Anthozoa; Malacalcyonacea; Plexauridae. The record is from the annotation of a GenBank genome assembly.